Trichophyton benhamiae CBS 112371 is the source of this 738-nucleotide messenger RNA. RefSeq lists its product as uncharacterized. Gene Ontology annotation, molecular function: phosphoric diester hydrolase activity. The record is from RefSeq and is a predicted model, not a curated record. Gene Ontology annotation, biological process: lipid metabolic process. The transcript has a single exon. Bases 1 to 738 code for a protein of 245 amino acids. Lineage: Eukaryota; Fungi; Ascomycota; Eurotiomycetes; Onygenales; Arthrodermataceae.
AUGGACGGCUUCAACCCCAGAGCCACCACCGUCGCCGAGUACAUGGACGGCACCCCAAAGUUCCGCACCGACCUGUACGCCUCGACCUGCGGCCAGCUGCUCUCGCACAAGGAGUACAUGCGCGUCGUCGACAUGUACGGGCUCAAGUUCACCCCGGAGCUCAAGGCCCCCGAGGUGCCCAUGCCCUUCAUGGGCAAGUACUCGCAGGAGCAGUACGCCCAGCAGCUCAUCGACGAGUACCGCGCCGCCCGCAUCAGCCCCGACCGGGUCUUCCUCCAGUCCUUCUCCAUCGACGACAUCUACUUCUGGAACAGGCACGACGCCGACUACGCCCGCCAGGCCAUGUUCCUCGACUCCCGCCCGGAUACCCCCGAGGGCGCCCGCCAGGCCACGGCCACCAUGGCCCAGCUGAAGCAGUCCGGCAUCCGCACGCUCUCCCCGGCCUUCCAUGCCCUGCUCAAGCUCGAUGCUGGCAACAACAUCGUCCCCUCGGACUACGCCGUCGCUGCAAAGAAGGCCGGCAUCAAGCUCACCACUUGGUCCCUGGAGCGUUCGGGGCCCCUGAACAAGGUCAGGGCCUCCGGCGACUUCUACUACUCCUCCAUUGCCGCUGCCAUCAAGGACGACGGCGACAUCUACCGUGUCGUCGAUGUCCUGGCCCAGAAGGUCGGCGUUGCCGGCAUCUUCUCUGACUGGCCGGCCACCGUCUCCUUCUACGCCAACUGCUUCAACUUGUAG